Messenger RNA from Nyctereutes procyonoides (raccoon dog), 709 nucleotides. RefSeq names its product retinoschisin 1 (gene RS1). The transcript has 6 exons. The record is from RefSeq and is a predicted model, not a curated record. Bases 1 to 675 code for a protein of 224 amino acids. Lineage: Eukaryota; Metazoa; Chordata; Mammalia; Carnivora; Canidae.
AUGCCCCGCAAGAUAGAAGGCUUCUUGGUUUUACUUCUCUUCGGCUAUGAAGCCACACUGGGAUUAUCAUCUACUGAGGAUGAGAGUGAGGACCCCUGGUACCAGAAAGCAUGCAAAUGUGACUGCCAAGGCAGUCCCAAUGGCCUCUGGUCGGCUGGUGCCACCUCCGUAGAUUGCAUACCAGAAUGCCCGUAUCAUAAGCCCCUGGGUUUCGAGUCAGGAGAGGUUACACCAGACCAGAUCACCUGCUCCAACCUGGAUCAGUAUGUGGGCUGGUAUUCCUCAUGGACAGCUAACAAGGCCCGGCUCAACAGUCAAGGCUUUGGGUGCGCCUGGCUCUCCAAGUACCAGGACAGCAGCCAGUGGUUACAGAUCGAUCUGAAGGAGGUCAAGGUGAUUUCAGGAAUCCUCACCCAGGGGCGCUGUGACAUCGACGAGUGGAUGACCAAGUACAGCGUGCAGUACAGGACGGAUGAGAACCUAAACUGGAUUUACUAUAAGGACCAGACAGGAAACAAUCGGGUCUUCUAUGGAAACUCAGACCGAACCUCCACAGUCCAGAACCUUCUGCGGCCCCCCAUCAUUUCCCGCUUCAUUCGGCUGAUCCCGCUGGGCUGGCAUGUCCGCAUUGCCAUCCGGAUGGAGCUGUUGGAAUGUGUCAGCAAGUGUGCCUGAGGCCUCCUUCAGCUCCACACCUGCCCUGGGGGGG